AUAUUAGCCACUGUAGAGUGAUGCUCAGAGCAGGAAGCAAGGGGAAGAAAUGAAGAGGGGUUGUGAAGGAGCUUCACGGUCUUUUUCAGUCAUAAUGGAUUAAGGGCAAAUGCUUUGUCAGCUUUUGUGGCUUAGGGAUCUCAGCAUCUUGUACAAGGAGCUCCAUUCCAUUCUGAUUAUUCUUGGUGCAGGUUCCCUCUGCUGACAUGGUUUGCAGACUUUCUCCUACAUCAGCACCUUCAUGUGUGAGAAGCUGAAUGGGAUUUACUGCAGGAUGAAAAAAUGGAACAGCCACUUGUACCCCCACCAGGACCUGAAAGCCUUCGCCUCCUCACCAGAGAAUCUGUUGUUGCUAUCGAGAAGCGCUUUGCAGAAGAAAAAGCCAAAAAACCAUCAAAGGACCGCAGAGAUGACGAUGACGAAAAUGGGCCCAAGCCGAACUCGGACUUGGAAGCAGGCAAAGGCUUGCCUUUUAUAUAUGGAGACCUACCAUCGGAAAUGGUCACGGAACCAAUGGAGGACCUCGACCCCUAUUACAGCAACAAAAGGACAUUUAUAGUAUUGAAUAGAGGGAAGACAAUCUUCCGCUUCAGUGCCACGUCUGCCUUGUACAUUUUAACUCCCUUUAACCCCAUUAGAAAAAUAUCAAUAAAGAUUUUGGUACAUUCGUUAUUCAGCAUGCUUAUUAUGUGCACUAUUUUGACCAACUGUGUGUUCAUGACCAUGAGUAAUCCCCCAGAAUGGACCAAGAAUGUAGAAUACACUUUCACUGGAAUUUAUACCUUUGAAUCUCUAAUAAAAAUUCUGGCAAGAGGAUUUUGCUUAGAAGGUUUCACUUUCCUGCGGGACCCAUGGAACUGGCUGGACUUCAGUGUUAUUACCAUGGCGUAUGUAACAGAAUUUGUAAACCUAGGCAAUGUUUCAGCUCUUCGAACUUUCAGAGUAUUAAGAGCUUUGAAAACUAUUUCUGUAAUUCCAGGCCUGAAGACCAUUGUGGGUGCCCUGAUUCAGUCGGUUAAGAAGCUUUCGGAUGUCAUGAUUCUCACAGUGUUUUGUCUAAGUGUGUUUGCACUAAUAGGACUGCAGCUUUUCAUGGGACACCUACGGAAUAAAUGUGUACGGUGGCCCCCAAUAUAUGAACCAAAUAUUACCUCCUACUUUAAUGCCUCCUAUGGCGAGAAUGGCACCUAUAUCAACGUAACUUUAAAUCCAUUUGACAGAGAAGAAUACAUCCUAGAUGAAAAAAAUUUCUAUUUUCUGCCUGACCAGAGGGAUGCCCUUCUGUGCGGCAACAGCACAGAUGCAGGCCAAUGCCCAAAAGGAUUUGUAUGUUUAAAAACUGGAAGGAAUCCUAACUAUGGCUACACCAGCUUUGAUACCUUCAGCUGGGCCUUCCUGUCCCUGUUUCGAUUGAUGACUCAGGACUUCUGGGAGAACCUUUAUAUGCUGACCCUGCGAGCUGCUGGCAAGACCUACAUGAUCUUUUUUGUUCUGGUGAUCUUCUUGGGCUCCUUCUAUCUUAUUAAUCUGAUUCUGGCUGUGGUGGCCAUGGCCUAUGAUGAACAGAACCAGGCAACAUUAGAAGAAGCUGAACAGAAAGAAGCCGAAUUCCAGCAAAUGAUGGAGCAGCUAAGAAAGCAUCAAGAGGACAUUCAGGCAGCAGCAAUUGCAGCACACGAAGCAGCUAUUGGAUCCAGAGAGAUUAGUGGAGGGACAGGUUAUGGAGGCCUGUCAGAGAGUUCAUCUCUAACGUCCAUGCUAAGCUCCAAAAGUGCCAAGGAAAGAAGAAACAGAAGAAAGAAACGGAAACAAAAAGAACAGGGUGACGAGAAGUGUGAUGAUGAGAAAUUCCGCAAGUCAACAUCAGAGAACAGCCUGAAAAAGUUCCGUUUCCCUUUAGAGGGAAUGCGGUUGCCCUAUGACAAGAAAUCCUCCCCCCACCAGUCCCUGCUCGAUGUCCAAGAGGGUCUAUUUUCACCAAGACGGAACAGUAGAACCAGCCUAUUCAGUUUUCGAGGCCGGGGGAAGGAUGUGGGAUCAGAGAAUGACUUUGCGGAUGAUGAACACAGCACUUUUGAGGACAAUGAGAGCAGGAGAGGCUCUUUAUUUGUACCUCGCAGACAUGGGGAGAGGCGGAACAGCAAUAUCAGCCAAGCCAGCAAGGCUUCAAGAACCCUGCCGGUGAUGCCAGCGAAUGGGAAAUUGCACAGCGCAGUGGAUUGCAACGGAGUGGUCUCUCUGCUGGGUGGACCAUCACCAACAUCGCCUGCUGGACUACUUCUGCCAGAGGUGAUAAUAGAUAAACCAGCUUCUGAUGACAAUGGUACCAACACAGAACAUGAGAUGAGGAAGAGGAGGUUAAGUUCCUAUCACGUUUCUAUGGAUUUUUUGGAAGAUCCAAUCCUGAGACAAAGGGCUUUGAGUAUAGCCAGCAAUCUUACCAACACAAUGGAAGAAUUAGAAGAAUCCAGACAAAAAUGCCCACCAUGCUGGAACAAAUUUGCCAACACCUACCUGAUAUGGGACUGCUGUGACGCCUGGUUGAAAAUAAAGCAUGUACUCAAUGUUAUAGUGAUGGACCCCUUUGUUGAUCUUGCAAUCACCAUCUGCAUUGUUUUAAACACCUUGUUUAUGGCCAUGGAGCAUCAUCCCAUAACUGAUGAAUUUGCUAAUGUGCUGUAUGUUGGAAAUCUGGUAUUCACUGGUAUUUUCACUGCAGAGAUGGUCUUCAAACUCAUUGCAUUAGACCCCUACUACUAUUUCCAAGUGGGAUGGAAUAUAUUUGACAGUAUUAUUGUCAGUCUGAGCUUGAUGGAACUUGGUCUGUCCAAUGUGGAAGGAUUGUCUGUACUAAGGUCCUUUAGAUUGCUCCGAGUCUUCAAGUUGGCAAAAUCAUGGCCUACUCUCAACAUGCUCAUCAAGAUCAUUGGCAACUCUGUGGGAGCGCUGGGAAACCUGACUUUGGUGUUAGCCAUUAUUGUGUUUAUUUUUGCUGUGGUCGGCAUGCAGCUCUUUGGUAAAAGCUACAAGGAAUGUGUCUGUAAAAUAUCGCCUGACACAUGUGAGCUUCCACGCUGGCACAUGAAUGACUUCUUCCAUUCCUUCCUGAUUGUCUUCCGAGUACUGUGUGGAGAGUGGAUAGAGACUAUGUGGGACUGUAUGGAGGUGGCUGGACAAUCUAUGUGCCUAACAGUGUUUAUGAUGGUGAUGGUCAUUGGAAAUUUAGUGGUGUUAAACCUGUUCUUAGCUUUGCUGCUGAGCUCAUUUAGCUCAGACAAUCUCUCUGCAACAGACGAGGAUAAUGAAAUGAAUAAUCUACAAAUUGCCGUGGCCAGAAUGCACAUUGGGAUUGCGUGUGUGAAAAGGAAAGUACGGGAGUUCAUCCAGAACGCAUUUGUGAAGAAGAAAAAGGAGCUGGAAGAAAAUAAACCUCUAGAAGACAUGCAGAACCAGAAAGACAGCUGUAUAUCCAACCACACCACAGUGGAAAUAGGCAAAGAUUUUGACUACCUGAAGGAUGGGAAUGGCACAACGGCCACAAGUGGUAUUGGAAGCAGCGUGGAAAAAUACAAUAUUGACAUUGAAAGUGAUUAUAUGUCAUUCAUACAUAACCCAAGCCUUACAGUGACUGUACCAAUAGCUGUAGGGGAAUCAGACUUUGAAAACUUGAACACAGAGGAAUUUAGUAGUGAGUCUGACCUUGAAGAAAGCAAAGAGAAACUGACCUGUUCCAGCUCAUCAGAAGGCAGCACUGUUGACAUAAGGCCACCCGGGGAAGAUGAACCUGCAGCUUUAGUGGAGCCGGAGGAAAUUAUGGAGCCAGAAGCUUGCUUUACAGAAGGGUGUAUCAGGAAGUUCCCUAUAUGUGAUGUCAGUACUCUAGAAGGGAGAGGCAAGCAAUGGUGGAACCUAAGAAAAACAUGUUUUAGAAUAGUAGAGCACAACUGGUUUGAGACAUUCAUAAUCUUUAUGAUUCUUCUUAGCAGCGGAGCUUUGGCUUUUGAAGACAUUUACAUAGAACAAAGAAAAACAAUUAAAACCAUGCUAGAAUAUGCCGAUAAAGUCUUCACAUACAUCUUUAUCCUUGAAAUGCUUCUGAAAUGGGUGGCCUAUGGAUUUGCUAAAUACUUCACCAAUGCCUGGUGCUGGCUGGACUUCCUGAUUGUCGAUGUGUCAUUGGUUAGCUUAGUAGCUAAUGCCUUGGGCUACUCAGAAUUAGGGGCCAUAAAGUCUCUUAGGACACUGAGGGCAUUGAGACCUCUGAGGGCCCUGUCACGAUUUGAAGGGAUGAGGGUGGUUGUAAAUGCCCUUAUAGGUGCAAUACCUUCCAUCAUGAACGUGCUGCUGGUUUGUCUAAUAUUUUGGCUAAUUUUUAGCAUUAUGGGGGUGAACAUGUUCGCAGGAAAAUAUGGCUACUGUUUAAAUAUGACAUCGGAACAAAUCUUUGAUAUUGAAGAGAUCAAUAAUAAAUCCGAGUGUGACGCCCUGAUAGCAGCCAAUAAUCAAAGCGCAAGAUGGAAAAUUGUCAAAGUGAACUUUGAUAAUGUUGGCUUUGGUUAUCUAUCUUUGCUUCAAGUGGCAACAUUUAAAGGCUGGAUGGACAUUAUGUAUGCAGCUGUUGAUUCUAGAAAGGUAGACGAGCAACCAAAAUAUGAAGACAAUCUAUACAUGUACCUUUAUUUCGUCAUUUUCAUCAUAUUUGGAUCCUUUUUCACACUCAAUCUUUUCAUUGGUGUCAUCAUUGAUAACUUUAAUCAGCAGAAAAAGAAGUUUGGAGGUCAAGAUAUCUUCAUGACAGAAGAACAAAAGAAAUAUUACAAUGCCAUGAAAAAACUAGGAUCCAAAAAGCCACAAAAACCUGUCCCUAGGCCACAUAAUAAAUUCCAAGGUGCUGUCUUUGAUUUUGUGUCCAUGCAACCAUUUGACAUCACCAUUAUGAUUUUGAUUUGCUUGAACAUGGUAACAAUGAUGAUAGAGACAGACGACCAGAGCGAUGAAAUGGAAAAUAUCUUGUACAGGGUUAAUGCAGUCUUCAUUGUGCUCUUCACCGGAGAAUGCGUACUCAAGCUUAUUUCUUUACGACAUUACUACUUCACAAUGGGAUGGAAUAUAUUUGAUUUUGUGGUUGUCAUUCUCUCUAUAGUAGGUAUGUUCCUUGCUGAUCUGAUUGAAAAAUACUUUGUAUCACCAACCUUGUUCAGAGUAAUAAGACUUGCCAGAAUAGGACGUAUCCUGCGUCUCAUCAAAGGAGCAAAAGGCAUUCGUACUUUGCUGUUUGCUUUGAUGAUGUCACUCCCUGCUUUGUUUAACAUAGGAUUACUACUUUUCCUUGUGAUGUUCAUUUAUGCUAUCUUUGGAAUGUCCAACUUUGCCUAUGUCAAGAAGGAAAGUGGCAUUGAUGACAUGUACAAUUUCGAAACUUUUGGCAACAGUAUGAUUUGUUUAUUCAUGAUUACAACAUCAGCUGGGUGGGAUGGCUUGUUAAAUCCUAUUCUCAACAGUAAAUACCCAGACUGUGAUCCAGCUAUAGAACAUCCUGGAAGUUCCGUAAAAGGGGAUUGUGGUAACCCCUCUGUUGGGAUUUUCUUCUUUGUAAGUUAUAUCAUCAUAUCCUUUUUAGUGGUGGUAAACAUGUAUAUCGCUGUAAUUUUAGAGAACUUUGGUGUUGCAACAGAGGAAAGUGCAGAACCUCUUGGAGAGGAUGACUUUGAAAUGUUCUAUGAAGUCUGGGAAAAGUUUGAUUCAGAUGCAUCACAGUUCAUUCAAUACCAUAAGUUGACUGACUUUGCUGAUGCUCUAGAUCCACCUCUUCGUAUGCCAAAACCAAACAAUGUACAGCUUAUUGCAAUGGAUCUUCCCAUGGUAAGUGGUGACAGAAUUCACUGCCUUGACAUCCUAUUUGCUUUUACAAAGCGAGUGUUGGGAGAAGGAGACGAAAUGGAUAAUCUCCGUCAACCAAUGGAGGAGCGUUUUAUGGCUUCCAACCCUUCAAAGGUCUCCUAUGAACCAAUCACUUCUACAUUACGUAGAAAACAAGAGGAACUGUCUGCUGUUGUGAUCCAGCGCGCCUUUCGAAGUUAUAUGUUGAGGAAAACCAUACAUCGUGCUUCCUUUCUGUACCAUAAUGCUAAAGACAAAGAUGCAGACAGUCUAAUAACACGAAAGGACGUACUGAGUGAUCGACUCAAUGGGAACUCUACAACAGACAAAGUAGACAUAACACCCUCGACAACGUCUCCCCCAUCAUAUGACAGUGUUACAAAACCAGACAAAGAGAAACAUGAAAAAGAUAAAACAGAGAAAGAAGACAGGGCAAAAGAUAUCAGGGAGCGUAAGAAGUAACCUUUUGUGGCAAAAUGUUUACAGCCUGUGAACAUUAUUUAUGUCAGCAGGACUCCUUUCAGAGAAUUAUGCCAAACUGACAGUUCUUAAAAUUAUGUACUUAUGGUCAGUGCCUACUGUAUGACAGUGACCCCCUGUCAGGAAUGGACUACAAAGACGCUCGAUGCCCUUGACUGGAGGUUACUGUUUUAACCACUUCACUGCUAUAGAGGCUUGCAAUGCAUCGCCCAGGGAUGUUUUGCUGGCCACUUAGGAAGUAAAGGGGUUGAUUUCCCAGCUGACACUGCUGAAGAAGAUAGUCAAAAUGGCUACUCAGACUGUGCGGAAUGGGGACCAUUUUGUGGGAUACAAACCUAUUGUUUUUUUUUGUGUGUUGAACACUUUAGUAAAGUACUUGUAUCCACUGUUUGCAUUUCAACUGCCAUAAUUGCCAUAUGUUUACAAGUUCUAUGUUUAUGGAUUCAUCCUUUUUUUGAAUUCAUAGGUUCUCUACAAUUAUAUGCGACUAUUUUUGUAAAUGGGUUUUAUGUUGGGAAGGAGCUGAUAAUAACGACUUCAAAGGUAUGGGAACCAGGUGUUCUUCAAUAUCUUUCUCUAUAACAUAUAUGAAGAAAAGUGAUUGCAUGAAAGCAUGUCAGGCUCAUAGGUCAUGCAUGGGGGUAAAAAACAAAAAAAAACAAAAAAAAAAGGAGCUUAAAAAAAGAUGACCAUUAUGUGACACUAUUUGUUGAGGUGCUUAACUGUUCAUGCAGUGUCACAUAAACAAAGUUGAAAGGUGCCUGUUUUGCCCCAAUUUAACCCCCAUGUCACGGGGAAGAUAGGAUAAUUUUUAUGCAAGAAAUUGGUAAAGUUAUGGUGCCUGAAGGGAUUAAUUACAUUUACAACUUGGUUUGAGUGAAAUUUAUUUAUUUGACUGCACAGGUUGACCAAAAUCCAUUUUUUUAGGCUUUAUCCUGCAUUAUUCUUUGGCCAUCUUCAGCUUGUCAGCAAGGUUGACUUUGUACAAGCCAAUGGAAUUGCCUGUGUAACAGUAUGUAAAUAGCUCCUUUACUACGUGGUGGAUGUUUGAGCAAGGAAAUAAUGAUUUGGGCACAGUAUUUAUUGCAUCAAAUAUGUACCACAUUAUGUGUAGUUUGCAAGCUUCUGGAAAAUAAUAGAAAAAAAAUAUCUGUACCAAUAUAAAUAGUUUGGACGCUAUCACAGGUGCAUGUUCAUAUUGCCUGGGCUGCUUAUGAUGUUUUAUUUCCCCACCGUCUAGCAGUAUAUUAUGGAAAGCCAUACGUCGUUGGUUAAGUAAGACAAAUUCAGUGAGUUCUGAUUUCUUUGUUGUUAACCUCUUGGCUGCUGCUCUGCAGUUCGAACUGGUUAAGCAAUAGUUUGCAGCUUUUCUUUUAUGUUCCAUCUUAUUUUUGUUUCUCUUCUUGAGUUUUUUUUGCAUUCUGUUAUUUUUGCUUUUGUUACGAAGCGUUUUGUAUCGAUCUAGACAAAAAAUUGGAAAUGUUGCAAACUGCAUUCAAGGACACAAGAGUUUUUAAACAAACUGAUUCUAUAAAUACUGUAAAUAUUCAUUUAGCUUUAUUUUUCAGCAUUUUGUACAUAAGAGAAGAGAAGAAAAAAAAUUAACUAAACUUCAGGGGUUAAUGUUGUGGUCACUUUUCGUACUCGCCCACACUUAGCACUAUUAAAUUGGAGAGCUUUGCAAAUAAAAAAAUAAGAGUUGUAAAUUUUGCUAUUUUAUUAUAAUUUUUGGGGGGGUUUUUUUGGUGCACAUGCUGAAUGUGAAAGUAAAUGUGUGAAAUUGGGGACCACAGCUCGCACAAGAAAAAUAUGUUUAUGUUGAAGAUGUACUUUAGAAAACACCAGGUUAAAUAUGCAGAAACUGCGAGAUAUGCCUGCAUCAGGGAUUUAACCUUUUUAGCACCAGGGUACUCCGCAUACUUGAGCAACAAGUUCUUUCAUAAAGUGAUGGCUGGAAAGGUUAAAUAUAGUUGUAUUUUUGGUUGAUUUGCAUACGGUUUAGGGAACCUGCUGCUCUAACAGCGGUGAUAGGGCAUCUGACUCUGUACAUGGACAUUUAUGGGCCAAAAUCGGUACGUAAUCGGCUCAUAGUAAUUUGUGGGCUUGAGAUCUUCAUGGAAUGUGGGGCCUGAAUCCCGACCAACAAGUAGCCCCAGUACCAAGGUGUUUGUCUUUAGAAUUAAGCAACAAUGAUGUAAAAGUCAUUAGAAAGUCGCUCUGUAUUCACCAAAAACCAGAAAAAUCAAAGGCACUUUCUGGGUUAUCCAGAGCUGAGGCAAUAUCCACUGGAAUGCUAACUGUUAAUUCUUGGAUACAACACCAUAACUGAAGCACUUCAAGCCUCAGUUACAUGAAGGGCUUAUAGAGACGUUAUUGAACGCAUUCCUUUGAAUACUACCUCAGCUCAAAUUGGCUACCUCUACUGUGCCUCUAAUUUUUAAUGGAUUUACUUUGUGCUGGAUAAUAAUGGCAAUUUUGUGCAGCUAACAGGUGCUCUUUAAGCUGCAAAUUUUGGAAUGUGCUGUCAGUUUAAAAAUCCUGAUUAAAACCUUCUAGGAAAUGCAGUUUAUCCAAAGCUGGCAAAGCGCAGAUUAGACUUAAAUAUAGUUUACUUUUUGUUUCUAAAGUCUAACUGAAUUACUCAUUCUACUAUUGUUAAUUCAUGCUGCACUGGAAUGUUUAGCCAAUGUGUGGGAUCCACAUGCUUCAUUUCUUCAAAAGAACAUGACUUUGCUUACGACACCAUGUUACCUUCAGUUCUGUUUUGGACACACGAUGACAUUCAAUGUAGACUCCUUUGCUUUCCAGGAAUAAUGACUUGUAGUGUACUGUGAACUGCAUGCAGGAAAAUGCUAUUACCUAAAGUUACAGCUAACUACAUUACAAACAAGCCAAAAGAAUAAAGAUUACAUUUUGUAUUGUA
Molecule: messenger RNA, 9283 nt
Organism: Rana temporaria (common frog)
Lineage: Eukaryota; Metazoa; Chordata; Amphibia; Anura; Ranidae
Product: sodium channel protein type 2 subunit alpha-like
Exons: 27
Coding region: 283-6342 (2019 amino acids)
Biological process (GO): membrane depolarization during action potential; sodium ion transmembrane transport; neuronal action potential
Cellular component (GO): axon; voltage-gated sodium channel complex; plasma membrane
Molecular function (GO): protein binding; voltage-gated sodium channel activity
Source: RefSeq, a predicted model, not a curated record